UAUCGGUUAUUUGAAAGAGAAGUGCUUGACUUGGAUGCAAGAACAAUAUGUCCGUGCUGUUAUCGGUAUCAAGAUUUUAAAUCCUAGACAAAAUAUUCAAGAACCUGGAACUGGAUAUUUCUAUAGAAUAAUGACGGCUAAACUUUAUCGCCAAGGAAUGGCAGUACAACGGUGGGACUUUGGGAAUGUCAAAAAACAUUCAAGGGAUCCUGUCAACGAUCCUGCUGGUUGCAACGCGCCGAACUUGCCAGCCUUUCAGAUUACAAUUCCCAUAAGUGAAGUAUUUUGGGAUCCGUCGUUUCCUAUCACGCCUGCGUAUGUCCCAAUAAUCCCGGCAAGCGUAAUUGGUACAAAUUUUAUUAUUGACUUGUACCGGAUCCAGCGGGUUGCUUUAAAAGCUAGUUAA
This is a messenger RNA of Acaulospora morrowiae, 406 nucleotides long. The record is from the annotation of a GenBank genome assembly. Lineage: Eukaryota; Fungi; Glomeromycota; Glomeromycetes; Diversisporales; Acaulosporaceae.